UUCCCAGGUAGUUUCAUAGAGUCUUCUGCUCUCUCUCUCUCUUGCUCGCAAUCGCAGGUCAGUGGAGGGAGAGAGAAAGAGAGAGAGGCCGAAGGAAUCAAAGCAGUUGCAGUUGCAGUUGGAGUUGCAGUUGGCUUUCUGUUGGUUGGGAGUAAACAAACCCUAAGGGAAGAAGGGAACGGAAGUUGGGAUUCUACUUUUCUUCAUGUUCAUGUUCUUGUUCUUGUUCAUCUUUAUCUCCGACGCCGUCGCCGUCGCUCCCCGCGGCGGUUCUGGAUUCCGGGGAAUGCCUUCGCCUGCUCCCAUCGCUGUUGCACCCUUGCUGGGCCUCUUCCUGCUUCUGCUCCCUUUCAACUCAUCUACUACUUCAUUAAACCCAUGACAGCCUUUCAUCACCCAAAUCCAAACCCUAGUUACCCACAAAAAGGAUUUUGCAAAUAUACCCUCAUUCCACUAUCUACCAUACUCAAUGAAAGCCCUCCGCAGGACACAAACUUCCUCCUCCUCCAAUUCCAAUUCCAACUCCAAUUCUUCUUCUCCUUCCUCCUCCUGGGUUCAUUUGCGUUCUGUUUUAGUUGUUGUCAGCAACUCCUCCCCAUCUUCAUGUUCUUCCUCUGAUCGGUGUCGUCUCAAAUCACCAUGGUCGCGCAGAAAAAGAAAAAAUGCACUUUCAUCUCGACAAUGGAGAACUGUGUUUAAUCCAGAUGGGAAACUCCGGGAUGGUGGAAUUAAGUUCGUAAAAAAAGUUCGCAGUGGAGGUGUUGAUCCAAGUAUUCGGGCAGAGGUUUGGCCUUUCCUUCUUGGAGUCUAUGACCUCAAGAGUUCUAAAGAGGAAAGGGAUAUUAUAAAGACUCAAAAAAGAAAGGAAUAUGAAAAACUCCGUAAACAGUGCAGGCGAUUGAUAAAACGUAGGAAUGAAAGCUCUAAAUGGAAUGAAUUUGGGGACAUGAUUGUCGGGGAAGAUGGCUUUCUUGUGCGAGACAUAGAUUCUCCUAGUUCUGAAGAUGUGGUUAGUGCUAGAGAGUCUCUUUCGAGUGAAGAAAGGUGCUCAAAUGUUGAAUUUUUGGAUGAACCCUUCUGCUCUUUGUUGGAAGGGGAGGGGAGUUCAAGACAGAUCGCAGCUGAUGGUUCUUUGGUACUGAAUUCGGACUCCUCUGACUCAGACUCCUCAGACGACUUGGAUGUUAGUCAGACUUUUCCCCCCACAGAUGGAAUGGAAGAACCUUAUCUUGAUAUGACGCCUAAGGAAAAUUCUUCUCCCCCUAGGACUGAGGUCUCAUCAAAGCUCCAUAAUAGUGAAGACUUUGCAACAUGGCAGCGGAUUAUCCGACUUGAUGCACUUCGUUCUAACUCAGAAUGGGUACCAUACUUGACAUCUCAAGCAAUGGUUUCGGAUGGCAGAGCCCGGCGGUCUGCUGAGGCUGUUGGUUUAGUUGAUUAUGACCAUCUAGAACCUUGUAUGAUCUUCCAUGCUGCAAGACUAGUUGCAAUUCUUGAAGCAUAUGCUCUUUAUGACCCUGAAAUUGGUUAUUGUCAAGGCAUGAGCGAUCUACUCUCUCCUAUCAUUACUGUAAUUGCUGAGGAUCAUGAGGCAUUCUGGUGUUUUGUUGGCUUUAUGCGCAAGGCUCGCCACAAUUUUAGGCUCGAUGAGGUUGGAAUUAGAAGGCAGUUAAACAUAGUCGCUAAGAUUAUUAGGUGCAAGGACUCGCACCUUUACAAGCACCUGGAGAAACUUCAGGCUGAGGAUUGCUUUUUCGUAUACCGGAUGGUUGUGGUGCUAUUCAGAAGGGAAUUGACUUUUGAACAGACGUUAUGUCUUUGGGAAGUCAUAUGGGCAGAUCAGGCAGCCAUAAGGGCUGGAAUAGGGAAGUCUGCAUGGAGCCGAAUAAGGCAACGAGCUCCGCCAACAGAUGAUUUAUUGCUUUAUGCGAUUGCUGCUUCGGUAUUGCAGAGAAGGAAACUGAUCAUAGAGAAGUAUAGUAGCAUGGAUGAAAUUCUGAGGGAAUGUAACAGCAUGGCUGGACACCUUGAUGUGUGGAAGCUUCUGGAUGGUGCGCACAAUUUGGUGGUAACCUUACACGACAAGAUAGAGACGUCCUUCCAGUAACUGGAGGGUCCAUACCAAUUUCAGUUCAGUUCUCACUAACUUCUUGGUGCUGUACUCUUGGCUGUUGGGGUCCUAAAAAGGUGCAACUUUGGCCAUUUCGUUAUGCUGUUGAGUGGUUGUAGCUUACAAUGAAAAGCUCCUUAAAGUUUAUUUAUAAUGCUGUUUAGGAGCAGCUUACUGUGAAAGCUCUCAAGUUAUGGGACAGUAGCCGAAUCAAACGUAUGGGACAGUAGCCGAAUCAAACGAUUCUCAUAAACGUCUGUUUUCGUACGCUUUGCUUUGUGGUAUAAGUUAUGAACUUCUGACCUGCUUGUCUCACUGAUUCACUAUUCAUAAAUGUAUCAUUUUGGACAGUUACAGCUCCCA
This is a messenger RNA of Momordica charantia (bitter melon), 2473 nucleotides long. RefSeq names its product rab GTPase-activating protein 22. The record is from RefSeq and is a predicted model, not a curated record. Gene Ontology annotation, molecular function: GTPase activator activity. NCBI's taxonomy places the organism in Eukaryota, Viridiplantae, Streptophyta, Magnoliopsida, Cucurbitales, Cucurbitaceae. Gene Ontology annotation, biological process: activation of GTPase activity.